GGUGCUGGAAUAGGAGUUGAUGGGGGUUUGAGUUGGAUGAAGAAGGCGGGAAUCCAGUCCUCUUCCAGUCAGCUCCCCAUCUCGCCCUCUGUCGGCUUCGGACCACAGCCUGACUUAGUGAGCAGCCGUGGCGGCGCCCCCGCCCGCCAACAGCUCCCAUUCUCUGUCAUCGGCUCCCUCAAUGGCGUCCACAUGUUUGGGCAGAAUCUCGAGGUGCAGCUGAGCUCUGCGAAGACGGAGGACACAACCGUGGUGUGGAAGAGCUUCCACGACAGCAUCACCCUCAUUGUUCUGUCAUCUGAGGAGGGCAGCUCGGAACUGAGGCUGGAGAGACUACUCCAGAUGGUGUUUGGGGCCAUGGUUCUUCUUGUGGGACUUGAAGAGCUGACCAAUAUCCGCAACGUAGAGAGACUGAAGAAGGAGCUGAGGGCCAGUUACCGCCUCAUCGACAGCUUCCUUGGGGACUCAGAGCUCAUCGGGGACCUGACCCAGUGUGUGGACUGUGUGGUUCCUCCAGAGGGGUCCCUGCUGCAGGAAGCCCUCUCUGGGUUCGCGGAGGCUGCGGGCACGGCCUUCGUCAGCCUGGUCGUGUCGGGCCGGGUGGUGGCAGCGACAGAGAGCUGGUGGCGACUGGGGAUGCCGGAAGCCGUGCUGCUCCCCUGGCUGGUGGGAUCCCUGUCGCCGCAGGCCGCUCGCGACUACCCGGUGUACCUGCCUCACGGGAGUCCCACGGUGCCGCACCGGCUUCUGACCCUGACGCUCCUGCCGGGCUUGGAGCUGUGUCUGCUCUGCGGGCCGCGCCCUCCCCUCAGCCAGCUGGAUGCACAGCUUCUGGAGCGCUGGUGGCAGCCACUGCUGGACCCGCUGCGGGCCUGCCUGCCGCUGGGAUCCCGAGCGUUGCCCGCGGGCUUCCCCCUGCAUACGGACAUCCUCGGGCUGCUGCUCCUCCACCUGGAACUGAAACGUUGCCUCUUCACGGUGGAGCCCUCGGGGGAUAAAGAACCGUCUUCUGAGCAGCGUCGGCGCCUCUUCCGCUCCUUCUACACCCUGGUCACCGCCACGCACUUUGCACCAGAGCCGGGGCAGCCAGAGGAGAAGGCGGAGGAGGUGGUCCAUCGGGCCCAGGUACCGAGAGCCUGCUACCUGGUGUUGGGGGCUGAGGAGCCAGGCACAGGAUGGCGACUGGUGGCCCUGCAGUUGGGGCCACGGCGGUUGCUGCUGCUGCUGUCUGCUCAGAGCCCCACGCAUGGGCUGCGGGGCCUAGCCACCCACACUCUGCAUGCCCUCACCCCACUCCUCUGA
Molecule: messenger RNA, 1302 nt
Organism: Balaenoptera acutorostrata (minke whale)
Lineage: Eukaryota; Metazoa; Chordata; Mammalia; Artiodactyla; Balaenopteridae
Gene: FUZ
Product: fuzzy planar cell polarity protein
Exons: 12
Coding region: 37-1302 (421 amino acids)
Biological process (GO): vesicle-mediated transport; non-motile cilium assembly
Source: RefSeq, a predicted model, not a curated record